UUGAGAAACCUCGCGAUGUUCAGAGAGACCGCACUUUCCAACAUGGCAGGUAGUAAGACCGUGUUAGAGGGGCGAGUUAGUAUAAAAAGCUUCAUUUUGGGAUUCUGUGUUAUUUUAAUUCCCAUUAUUUCAUCGCUGACGUCCCAUGUUUCCUGGGUAUCAGACUAUCUAACCGGUGCAGGGGGCAAAGUGACUAUUGCUGUAUAUCUGGUGGUGAUUAACAGCUUCUUGCUUGUCGUGUACAAAGGACCUAUUUAUAAGGUUGCUGUGCGGGCUUGUUUUCUUGGCUUUACCUUUGGCUGUGGUCUGCUGAUCAGUUUGAGUCAGACAACAUGGACACACUUUGGCUGGUACAUGUGCUCCUUGUCCUUCUUCCACUACUCUGAAUACUUGGUGACGGCUAUGAUUAACCCCCAAAGCCUGUCCUUAGACUCUUUCCUCCUCAACCACAGUCUGGAGUACAAUGUGGCUGCUCUGUCCUCAUGGCUGGAGUUUACUGUGGAGGUGCUUCUGGUCCCAGAGCUGAAGCAGUGGCGCUGGCUCAGUCUGAUGGGGUUGCUGAUGGUGGUGUGCGGGGAGUGCCUGAGGAAGUCUGCCAUGCUGACCGCUGGCUCCAACUUCAACCACAUCGUCCAGAACGAGAAGGCCCAGAGCCAUGUGCUGGUGACCACGGUGUACUCCUUCAGCCCCCUCCUAUGUGGCGGUUCUACUGACCGCACGCAGUACCGCAUCUAG
Molecule: messenger RNA, 735 nt
Organism: Anguilla rostrata (American eel)
Lineage: Eukaryota; Metazoa; Chordata; Actinopteri; Anguilliformes; Anguillidae
Product: protein-S-isoprenylcysteine O-methyltransferase-like
Exons: 4
Coding region: 16-735 (239 amino acids)
Biological process (GO): C-terminal protein methylation
Cellular component (GO): membrane; endoplasmic reticulum
Molecular function (GO): protein C-terminal S-isoprenylcysteine carboxyl O-methyltransferase activity
Source: RefSeq, a predicted model, not a curated record